Messenger RNA from Clunio marinus, 5042 nucleotides. NCBI's taxonomy places the organism in Eukaryota, Metazoa, Arthropoda, Insecta, Diptera, Chironomidae. The record is from the annotation of a GenBank genome assembly.
GAAGACCUUUUGUAAACUCAUGUGUCAUACUUUUUCAUAAGUACAAUCUUCCUGACCAUAUUUAUAACACUUUUACGCUUUUUUGAGCUAUCUUGCGAAUAAAAUUACUUACAUAUCCAGAAGUAAAAAUGAAAACAUCAUAAAGACAUUCAUGUUAUUGAAACGAAUUUUAAAAUCUUUACAAUUCAUUCUCUUUACAAAAAAUCAAAAUAAAAAAUAUUCAUAAUUUAAAAAUCGAAGUCAUGUUAAUAUCUAAUGAAGAGGUAAGACACUUAGUAAACAAAGCAGAAGUAAAUAUCGAAAACCCUUUUUUGAUCAAAAAUGUUAAAAAAUAUCCCUUUUAUGUAUCACAAAUUGACACUCACUUUAAAUAUCAAUUAAAAACCUUGUGCUUUCUAGGCAGUAGUGUACAGCUUACACAUUUCAGUGUAAUAACAAAAAUGGACGAAGAUUUUGGAUGUCAAAAUGUAGAGCUGCAUAUUUACGAUAUGACGCAAGGAAUGGCUGCGAUGAUGUCACCAAUUUUAUUGGGCCGUAGGAUCGAUGGAGUUUGGCAUACAGCUGUGGUUGUUUUUGGUCGUGAAUAUUUCUUCGGUUCUCAAGGCAUCACAAGCUGUUCACCAGUAAAAAUUUUCUCGCCAAUAAAAAAAAAAUCUCACAGAACUCUUAGAGACACGACGUAUUUCACUCAUCAGUAUAUUUUAAAUUCAUCUGAAAAUUACAUCGGGAGCACAUAUCGUGUUCGAUCGUGCGGCUUAAGUGAAGUGAAAAGAAUUUCUCGAGGAACAACAGUUUUGGGUAAUCCAACAAAGAUUGAAAAAAUUGGAGACACUUUCAUACCAUAUCAAGUAUUUAAAGAUUAUCUGAGAGGUUUAGCCGAAAGCACAUUUAGAGGAUCGUGUUAUAGUCUGUUAAAACAUAAUUGCAAUACAUUUUCCGAAGACUUGUGUCAGUUUUUGUGUGGCGCUAGCAUACCGAAAUACAUUUUAGGUUUGCCACAGGAAUUUCUAUCGACGCCAAUCGGACAAUCACUUGGUCCAUUGAUAGAUAGCUUAGGUCAACGAGCUGAAGGAAAUUCAAAUUUUUCUUUUGAACCGCAAAUCAUAAACACACCACGCGAGCCAUCGCCAGAUUAUAUAGAAAUAAACUCACAAAUUGAAAGAAUUCGUCAACACUCGUCAGCACUUGAAGAGCGUCGUAAGCAGAGCCUUGACAAAAUCGCCAAGAAAGAGCGUAAAAAAGAUAAGAAAAGGAAAAAGGAAAAGAAAACAAAUCGUGUUACAUUUAGCGACAGUAGUGAAUACAAUUCAACCGGCAUGUCGGAAAUUGAGGAAAGCAAUGGAACAGCUGAAGAGCAAGAGCAGGUUAUCCACUCAGAAAUGUUACCAUCCGAAAAAGUAUUAGAAGAGGAGGCAGAGGAACGUCGAGCAGAAGAAGAAAGAAAGAAGAAUCGCGAGCCACCGAUUGUGUUUAAGGAUAUCGAUCCAAAAUAUGAACUCGAAGAGUUAGUGAAAAUUGUCGAUGGAAAUCUUUCUGAAGAAGAACAACUUGCCUUGGAAGAACUUCAUCAAUAUCUUCUUCUCGGCGACGGUUGUUGGGCAUUGAGUGAUAUUUUUCUCGUCUUUGUCGGAAGAAUUUUAAAUGAUGAACAAGUUUCAACUGAAGCCCGUGUUCAUCUUUUACGUUCGCUAGCUUACGCUGCUUUGAAAGACGAUAUCAUUUUGUUAUUACAUCAGGAUCGUCGUGAUCAUGUGAUGAUGAAUUACAUGUUGAAUAUUGAGAAAUUAAAACCAGAAGAACAACAAGCAUUGGCUUUGUUUGCUUGCAAUUUGUUCGAAAACACUAAUUCCUCCGAGUGGCUUCUUUAUAUCAGCGAAUGGACUUACAACAAUCAGCAAACAUCAAAUAUCCGUGCGACAACAAAAGUUGUUGUUCACUCAUUGUUGUCAAAUUGCCCAAAACUACAAGAGAUUGGAUCAGCCCUAACUCACAACUUGGGUAUCAAAGAAGUAAAAACUGUUGUAUUUGAUGACAUCGCAGUUGAAAUUACAAUGGCGAUCUUGCAGUUUUUGAACUCGAAACCAUCAGAAGAAUAUCUUUUCAGGACAUUGAAAGCAUUAUCGAAGUUUGUUUUUACGAAAGCAACUGGAGAUUUAAUAUCUGGAGUUACUUUGGGAUUGACACUCGUCCCGCAGUCAUUGGCUUAUGCUAACCUAGCGAAUCUACCAGCUGAAUAUGGUCUAUACUCAGCAUUCAUGGGAUCAUUGGUUUAUGUUAUUUUUGGAACCGUUAGAGAAGUUUCCAUAGGACCAACUUCACUCAUGUCAAUUAUUACAUUAUCAUACACUUAUGAGAAGCCUGUGGAAUAUGUGAUCAUUAUGACCUUCAUUUGCGGAUGUGUGGAAUUUCUCAUGGGAGCUUUUAAACUCGGAUUCAUAGUCGACUUUAUAUCAGCCCCGGUUGUAUCAUCUUUUUCUACGUCAACCUCUCUUCUAGUCAUCGGAGGACAAUUGAAGAAUCUUUUAGGAAUUAAAUAUUCAGCUAAGAGUUUUCCAAUGACUAUAGUUAAACUUUUUCAAAAUAUUGAACAAUUAAAAUUUGGUGAUGCUGCUCUCGGUACACUCGCCAUUAUAUUUCUUAUCACUUUAAGAAAUAUUAAAGAUAUAAAACUUCCAGAUCGACCUUCAAGUUCAGUUAUAAAAAAACUUUUGUUUUAUCUCAGCAUUUCCAGAAACGCUUUGAUUCUUUUAGUCACUUCUUAUUUUGCUUACUUCUUAUCUUUAAAGUAUAAUCACGUUCCAUUUAUAUUAUCAGAAAAAGUGACUCAAGGCAUUCCGUCUUUCGAAUUACCAAAGUUUAGUGUUGAGAAAAAUAACAGAACCGUUGAAUUUAUUGAAAUUUGUGGUGAAAUUGGAUCUGGUUUGCUUUUACUACCUCUGGUGUCUGUAUUAGCAAACGUUGCCAUAGCUAAAGCUUUCACUUCUGGUAAGAUUGUUGAUGCAUCCCAAGAAAUGAUGGCUUUAGGUCUGGCAAACAUUUUCGGUUCAUUCUUCAAAGCAAUUCCAACAUGCGGUGCUUUUACACGCUCAGCAGUUUCAAAUGCAAGCGGAGUUCAAACUACAUUUGCAGGAAUUUACAGCGCAACUAUGACUUUAUUAGCAUUAACUCUAUUGACACCUUACUUUGGCUACAUUCCAAAAACUUCUUUAGCUGCGAUUCUUAUUUGUGCAGUUUCAUCUUUGAUUGAUUUUAAAAUAGCAAUCAGAUUCUGGAAAACAAACAAAAUUGACUUCGCAUCAUGGUUCGGCUGCAUUAUCGUUUGCGUGACGGUAAGCAUAGAAAUCGGCUUACUUUUUGGAGUUGCUUUAAGUACCCUUCAUGUAUUUUUGAAAUCUGCUCGUCCAGAAACAUCAAUUUACAUUGAUCAUAUUAAUGACCAACGAGUAAUUUUUGUUAGACCUUCAUCCGGAAUUGACUUCCCUGGUGUUGAUUAUAUAAGAGAAAAAAUUAAUCGAGCUUUAAUCUUAACAAACUUUAAAUUUCCCAUCACAUUAGAUUGUGAAAAAGUCUCAUAUUUAGAUUAUACUUCGAUAAAAGCUUUAGAAUCCUUAAAGGAAGAUUUAGAAAAACAGAAUCAAUCGAUAAGUUUUACAAAAAUGGAAGUUGAUUUAGGCAAAUACAUUAUGGAAAAAUCGUCAAUGGAACUUGAUGAAAACAAUAACUUUGAUGAUUUUUCGUCGAAAUCUUUGAUGAAAUCAAGAUACAUCAAGGAAUAUUUUGAUAACACAAAUAUUUUCGUCACUGGAGCCACAGGAUUUCUUGGAAAAGUUUUAAUUGAGAAAUUACUUCGAUCAUGUGAUGGGAUUGAACGAAUUUAUAUACUUUUACGUCCAAAGAGGGGUCUUGAAAGUAAACAACGAUUUGAAGAGUUUUUAAAAAAUAAUAUAUUUGAAAAAAUUCGCGAGAAAACACCAGAAGUUUUUAAGAAGCUUGUUUGUAUACCUGGCGACAUAAAUGAUAAUGAUGUUGGAUUAAACGAAGCAGAUUUCAAAACUCUUCAAAGCAAAAUUGAUAUAGUUUUUCAUGUCGCAGCUACUGUUCGUUUUAAUGAACCUUUGAAAGGUGCAGCAAAUCUCAACACUUUCGGAACACAGAGAGUAAUGCAAUUGUGCACUAAAAUGAAAAAUCUGAAGAGUUUGGUACAUGUAAGUACAGCAUACAGCAAUCCAUACUUGCGCAAUGUCAGCGAACGUGUUUACGGAACAACAUCGACGGAAGAUCAUAAGAUGUUUAUUAACGGUGUUGGCAUAUUGCCUGAUGAAUUCAUAGAAAAGAUUGGUGAUCGUUUUCAGAAACAACAUCCUAACACUUACACAUUAACCAAACAAAUGGCCGAACAGAUCGUUCUCGAAUAUUAUGAAAAACUUCCAAUUUCAAUAGUGCGACCAUCAAUUGUCACAGCUUCCAUAAAUGAACCUUUUCCUGGUUGGAUCGACAAUGUUUAUGGAAUCACAGGCAUUCUUAUGGAAAUUGGACGUGGGACAAUCAGCAGCAUUCGAGGUAUCGACCAUUACACAGUUGAUUUAAUACCUGUUGACGUUGUUUGCAAUACCCUCAUCACUGCAGCAUGGGCUAACAGUUUUAUAAAAACAAACACAAUUCCUGUAUAUAAUUGCACUUCAGGACAGAUAAAUCCAUUAAAGUGGUCGGAACUUGCAGAUAAAAUUAUGAAAUAUUCAAGAAAGAAUCCGACAAAACAUGUGAAAUUGUAUCCAAGUUAUUCUUAUAGAACAAAUCGUUUUACUCACGCUUUAUACGAAAUUUUCUUACAUUUUCUUCCGGCUAUUAUCUUUGAUCUUGUACUUCGAAUGCAAGGCAAGAAGCCUUUUAUGAUGAAGAUUGCUAAACGGUUCAAGCUCGCUGCAGACACUGGCACAUACUUUGCAAUGCAUGAAUGGAAUUUUGACAAUCAAAAUUUACAACGAAUAAUUCGUGCAGCUCGUGAAACGCAGAUUGAUCAUCAGGAAUUCAAUUGCGAUAUG